Aspergillus eucalypticola CBS 122712 is the source of this 801-nucleotide messenger RNA. RefSeq lists its product as uncharacterized. The record is from RefSeq and is a predicted model, not a curated record. The transcript is spliced from 7 exons. NCBI's taxonomy places the organism in Eukaryota, Fungi, Ascomycota, Eurotiomycetes, Eurotiales, Aspergillaceae. The coding region runs from base 1 to 801 and encodes 266 amino acids.
AUGUCCAACACGGAAGAAAAAGCAAAAUUCAACAUCCUCUAUUCAGCCCCUGGUUUCGCAGUACUCGAUCCAGAUACCAUCAAGACAAUGGCGAACCCCAGCAAUACCAUAUUCGGCUGGGGCGGCGUACAGAUAGUGAAGAUAUCUCCUGAAGUUGUGGUCAAAUUUGACUCUCAUGUCACAUUACAUGAGGCCAAAAGCAUGGUGUUUGUUGAUCAGAAUACAAUCUUUGCUUAUUACUCUUAUGGCUCUGUUGUUCGUGGGCCUCUUCCUGAUCCAGUUUUAGGAGACCUUAAGUUUAAGGGUGAGUGUGCAAUUAUCAAUGCGUAUCAAGACAGAGCACCUAAACGUCAUGUCAAGAAUGUUCUGGUUAGUAUGCUUUCGCCUCAGAACAGACAUUAUGUUGUGUUUGCUCAUGGAUUUUCUGGGAACGUCACUGGAAUUAAAGACUGGGAGUUUAGUGGAUGGUAUCCUGAACAUUGGGAGUCUGUCAAAGCUCUCGCGAAGCUGCAUGCGAUCGUCCCGUCACACUGCGAUCACCUCCCCAUCGGCCCCUCUGAGUCGAUCUCUAAGCGCCCUGCCCGGAUAGCGCCCGUCGCUCCCCCUCUUCUGCUUCCUCCUAUGCCCUCUCGUGCCCUCUCCCAACCCUUGCUCGGCGCUACCAGCAGUUCCCUCUCCGCGAAUGACAGUCCAGAACUGCUCCCUGUCGCUGUGAUGUCUCUUGCAGCCCGCCUCCCUGGUCUAUCCACCCAGCCAAUCUGCUUCUUGCAAUCCUUCGCGCGCUCCCCAGUUGUAGUCUAG